AUGCAGUGCUGCACGAUUACCCGCACAUGUGUGCUGCUAUGCUCGGCCGUUGCGCUGGCGCUCGCCGUGCUCGGUGUCUUUACACCGUUUUUUGAGAUGCCGGCCAGCAUCGGGAGGACCGUCCAGCUCCUGAAUGCCACUGUCCAAAGCUCCACCUUCAACAUCGAGACGGAGAAAGCGUCGCUGGAGCGUUUCGGCCUGCUGGUUAGUGGCCCGCCCGCGAACAGCAAGAUGACGCUGUGGAAGCUCACGUAUGCCUCAUCAGGGGCCAAGGCCUCCAUCAACUUGCGGGACGACUAUUUUACCUGCUUCCAGGGAAACAUGCUCAUUCAGACUGCGGAGGGGAUCGCUGUGGUUACGUGUGUCCUGGGUGUGGCAAACUUCAUAAUGUCGAUCUUUCUGUUUCUGUUUUCUGCCGUCAUCAAGUUCCCGCUGGUCGUAUACUUUUUCUUUGCGGCGGCCGCUGCGGCGGUCACGUUUGGCCUCACCCUCAACCUCUACCUCCACGGGUGGUGCACGAACCUGCCGCUCAAGACGCAGGAGUGGAACUUGUGGUAUGGCUUUGUGUUUUUUGUCAUCUCGUGCGGCGCCUCCCUCAUUGCUAGUGUCUUGACGGUCUUCUCUGAUUGA
Molecule: messenger RNA, 630 nt
Organism: Leishmania mexicana MHOM/GT/2001/U1103
Lineage: Eukaryota; Euglenozoa; Kinetoplastea; Trypanosomatida; Trypanosomatidae
Exons: 1
Coding region: 1-630 (209 amino acids)
Source: RefSeq, a predicted model, not a curated record